This is a messenger RNA of Myzus persicae (green peach aphid), 5378 nucleotides long. RefSeq lists its product as uncharacterized. Gene Ontology annotation, cellular component: cytoplasmic vesicle. Bases 476 to 4156 code for a protein of 1226 amino acids. Gene Ontology annotation, molecular function: protein binding. The record is from RefSeq and is a predicted model, not a curated record. Lineage: Eukaryota; Metazoa; Arthropoda; Insecta; Hemiptera; Aphididae. The transcript is spliced from 17 exons.
AAUAUAGUAUUCAAUCUUUAUCGAACUCAUUUUUAUUUUUAUUUUUUUUCACUUGCUCUCGUUACAUGUAUUACAUAUUAUUGUACUACAACGAAGCAGUGUCCGCGCCCGUUAUUAAAAUUCUGUCGCUAUCGACAGCGAUUAAGUGCGCCUUUUUACAGUUUACACGCCCCACUGCGUAAUAAUAAUAAUAUAUAAUCGACAUCAUCGAUAAUAUUUUAUUAUUAUUACACAAAUGAAACAAUAUAAUAUCCUUAUAGUUUAAUUAUAUCUUUUUUAAAUUUUUAUGCAUCGGAAUAAGCAUUUAUAGAAACAAUAGGAACGGUAAAAGGUAUUAUGUCGUUACGUGAUAUUUACAAAUAAAAAAAAAACGUAUUGGUUUCGUUCGUAGUGACGCUUAUACGUACGUACGCUUGUAAUAAAACUGGCUCGCGUUAUUAGUGCCGUGGGAUUUUGGCGGACACCGAUUCGGAUUAUGAUAUUUUUCGGUCUGUACUACAUCGUGAAAAGAGCAAUAUACUUGUCGUCGAAGAAAAUAUUCAACGGCAGCGAUCACAAGCGUAAAAAGUCAAAGCGCAAAAACAAACGGAACAUGAAAGAUUCUAUAUUAGGUUUAUCUUCUACCACAUAUUGCAGCGUUCUUCAAAAAUCAGCAAUGGUCGAGGUGUUUGCUGCCAAUCAAGGCGACUGCAAUUCCAAUAAUCUGGAAGUGCUGGAUGCCACCUUAAGCUCGUAUAGGAGCAAUGCAUCAUCUCAAGACAAUGCGGAUUUCUUUCAAGAUUAUUCAGAUUACCAAUGGUACCGUGAUUCAGACAAUUUUAAUCAUCACACAAGUAUUCUAUCGUCUAUAUCAGAAAACUAUAAUAUUCCAUGUUAUGAAGAAGUUUCCAGAGAUUUGGAUGUUAACUUGGCUCAAGUAGAUAUGGAACAUCUUAAGACAGAAGACAUACAUAAUAUACUCAGCACAUUGCCAUCUAUGUGUGGUCAAGAUUUACAAAAUGUAUCAACUGAAUCAUUUUGUAAAAAUAAACAGCUAUUCUCUCCUGUAAAAGAACAAUCGCCAAAUCCAUUCAUAACAUUUAGCACGGAUUCAUUAGAUUGUAGUGAUGAUAUGUUAAUUACCUGCAAGGCUAAUAACAAACAUAACUAUACAAUUGCUUUUGAAGAACCAACUAUGGGGGUUUCGGAAGAAUUUCAAAAUAGUGAAGCUAUGAGUACAGGAGAGAGUCGAAAUACUGGUUCAGGUGAAGCAUGGUCAAGUGAUGGAAGUGUUCCAGUGAGUGUCCCAAUGAUAUCUUCAGAUACUACUUUUACCACAUGGAACAAAUUAAAAAAGUGUACCACUUCUGCAACCACCAAUUGUACUCAACAACUUAAAGAGCAUACAAGUUUAUCAUCAAGUGUGAAUGAAAAGACUCAAAGUUUACCAGAUCUAAUGCCAUUAAGGCUGUUAUGGUUAAAGCAGAAAAAAAGUCAUUAUGACUAUCUAGUCAAAUCUACUCAGUCUGAAGGAGGAAAUGAAGGUAGAGCUAAGCUGUACGAUGUAUCUGGUAUUAAAGAUCAAACAGAUAGUGCUAAAUUCAGCCUUGUAAAAAUGUUUAUUAGUCAAAAGAAAAACCGUCAGUCAGAUGGUAGCUUAGUAAUAAGUGAUAAUGAAGCUACUGCUGAGGUAACCGAACCCAGUAAGAAUGAUUUGGAAGAUAGUCUAAUGUGUGAGAAUGAAAAAACUGAAAACAUUAAGCGUGUCAGUAAUAAUAAUGGGUCCAACAAUUCAUCUAUCAUACCUAGCAAGCAUUUAUGGAAAGGCUCUAGCUUAAAUAAGAGUAUGCAAACUUCAUCAUUAGAUGGAAUAAGCAGCCCAAAACCAGAUAUCAAGUGUAAGAACAGUCCCGUAUAUGUGAUGUUUCCAAGUUAUACAUUACCAGAUCUCUCAUUCCUGCAAAAUCCUAAAGCUGCUUUGGAUAUUAACAACGUAUUUCUUGUACCUCAAAAAUUUUCACCCAUGCCGUCUCCUGAAGUUGAAUGUAAAAAACUUAACACUACGCCUGUACAUGAACCAUCUUCAGCUGAAAAUUCAUUUGAUUUAAAAUCAAUCUGUGCUAAAGGAUUUGAUCAUGUUAGUGAUUGGGAUUCACUAGCUUUGCUGUUACCUCGGAAUGUGUCUAUAGCUUUAUCCAAGACUCCUGAACUUAAGGACCGUUUUAAGCACAUUAAUUUUGAUAUUAAAGAACCAUCAUUUUGUCAAAUUGCAUUUAAACCCCUGGAUAAAAAAGAUGACAUGUUCGUUUAUCAAUAUGAUGAUUUGAGUCAACAUCAAAAACCACCAGUAGGUCGAGUUAAUUCAAAGAUUCCCAUUAAAAAUGAACAGAAAAGACCUUUAAAUGAAGUACCAAAAAGAUAUAGUAUGUAUGAUAUGAAGUCAGAAACAUUUCAAGAACAACAAAAUAAGAGGCGUUCUCUUCCAUCACAGCUAACCAUAAUCCCUAACAUCACUCCUAUUGCUGGUUCUGAUGUUGGCACUUCUGAAGAUGAAGGAGUUGAAUGUUCAGGAAGUAACUGCGACAGUCCUAAUCCAUGUAUUGAUGAAGCUAAACGAUUAGACUCAUUGUUGCGACAAAAUAAACAAACUCGUGUUAAUUUAAAAGCACAAGUCAAUAAAUAUUUACACCGUGCCAGUGGUCAUCAUACUCCACCAAAUUCACCAAAUCAAAUAACUAAUCAGGCAAAGAAAGGAGCCGAUAGCAUAGAACGAUUUGAAGGAUGUGAAAUAAAUAAAUUGACGGAUUCUAUAACACACAAAAAAGAUCUGGUAAGAAAUUGCUGCUUUGGUGCUGAAAAAAUUACAUUUUGUCUCGACAAUGACUAUACAGAAGACUUGCAUGCAAUCGUCCUGGAUGUUCUUUGUCCAGCUCUAUAUGCACUGUUCAGUGAAAACCUUAAAUCUGUUUUAGAAACAUCUUUUGGUUCUGUUAAUAACUCUGUAUGGCAAGUGAUUGAAGCUUCUUCUCAACAAGGUGUUCUCUCUUCUGCGCUUAACGAACUGACGGCAAAGGUCAACAAUGAACUGGCACUCAACGAGGGUGUAAUGAAGUUCAAUGCAUUUAUUUUCGGCCUGUUAAAUGUUGGUGGCUUGGACGCUUGGCUGAGCUAUAUGAGAACCCGCGAAUCGGUAUGGCAAAAAUACUAUAACCGGAACGCGCUAUUCGUCCGCGCCAAUUUUGGGUGCACCUUGCACAGGGAUCUCGUGGAUCGUUUGAUCGCUUCUGCUAGACCCUUGGCUAAGUACAGACCAGAUUUCGAUCCGCUGUACGAAUGUCGCAAGCUCCACGAAAGCUUAUCCAACAUAAAUAACCGAACGUCGUGGUUACUGAAGAAAACAGCUCGGACGUUGGAAAACGAAUCCUCCAGGCCCAGGUCGUACGUUGAUUCGGCCGCCAAGACGACGGUAGACGUGGCGGGCACGGCCAGCAAACGCUGGAGCGGCGUGCACAUGGGCUCCAAGCUGGCCACGGCCUUCGAACGGCUGGACAAUAUUGACGAGAGGAUCCAACCGGAAGUUGCCGAGACUUGCCACAAUAGCAGCGACACCACCAAGGAGACGCCUAUUAUUAAAGGGCAACGGUUCAGGCGGCUUCAGAUGAAGUGGGAGCUGCUCAGCACCAAGGACCUGACGUUGGACACACCCGAUUUUGAUGGACCUAGGGGCGAGUCGACGAACGCUAGGAGAGCCGCCGUUAAGUCGCGCAUACCACGGCUAGUUCUGUCGCCUGUCCAACAACCAGGCCCCGAUGCGUUCGGCAACAAGCGUCCGAUGACCGCCACUUACAGAGCCGAUUCGCCGACUUCGCCCUCUGGCAGUGCCAACAACAAAAUCGAACACACUUCCAACAGGACCAGAAAACCGCCGCCAGCGUCCACCCCGAAGGCGACGCGACCCAGCAGCCUCACGCAAAGGACCACGCCCUGCAGGGUGGAGCCCAUUCGUUACGUGCGGACCCUUUCGCACCGGCUGUCGGCAGACAACGGACACUUGUCGUUCAACGAGGGCGAGAAGUUGCAGCUCGUCCUGGACGUGGACGACAAGUGGAUACUCUGCUGUCGGGGGGCCCGCAAAGGUCUCGUGCCUAGGUCCUCCGUGCUGAUGGUGUCCAAGUGAGAGACCCACCGGUGGGUGUCGCGUAUGGUGGCCGCCCGGCACAUUCCGCAAUGAUAUUGAUAAUAAUAAUCUACUUUGAUUAUUUGAGCGUUUAAUUUAUCGUCUAUAUUAAUUAUAAUAUAUGUUUCUAUUUCGUUUUUAAUAUGGUCUCAUUUUCCUUGUAUUUUGUGUUUAUUUCCGUGUAUAGAGUACUACUACUACGAUAAUAUUAUGUUAAUUAUUUUUUGUCUAUGAUUUGCAAACUAUUACAUUAAUAUUGACCGACGGUUCGUGAUGAUGGGAUAGUGUUGUGACACGUCGCGUGUACAUCGUUUUUCAAGGCGUCCAAGUGCAAUCGCCUUCGAUUUGUCGCUUUGUUUUUUUCGUUGUUUUCUUAUGUUUUCUUUUUUAUUCUUAACAAUUUACACCAGUUUUUUUUCUUUUUACGCAAUGAAAUUCGCACUUUGCAGUGAAUAAAACAAUUAUCUGCAGUUGUACUCGGAGGGGCGUGUCGUUAGGUGCUUUUUAUAUUUUGUUGUCGUGUGUUCAUAUGCACUGUGAAAAAGUAAUUUUUAUGUUUUUAUAAAUCACGCAAAUAUUUGUUAUUCAAACAGCCGCCCUUCUUGUAAUUUAAACUACGUUUCUUAUACAUACCUAAUAAGUAAUAGGUGUGUAUAUAAUAAUAUAUAUUCUAGUUACAAGAGUCGAUGCUUUAUUUAUAUACCUAAUGCUUAUGAGAUAACUACUUUUUGUAAUUAAAAAAAAGUAAAAGUAUUACACUAAUGCUUAGAUUAUAGAACAUAUCUUUUAUUUUUUACAACAUUUUUCUACUAUCGUUUUGUUUUGAUUUAUAAAUUCUAGUUGCCGUUGAGACCUUAUUUGUUCGGCUCCUUUGCAAUGGCUUUGAACAAAAAGGGUCUCGAUGUGUGUCUCCAAUGAUCCGCGUCCGAUCUCUGUUGGACGUUGUGUGUCGUUCUAUCCACUGUGCUCUUGUAUACCCCAAACCAUAUGUUUGAAAAUAAUUUAGUCCUUUGCCUAAGCCAAAAAAUAGCUUUGACUAAUACUAUGUUGCUUUAUAUAAGUAUAAGGUUUAUAUUAUUAUUAUAUUAUGUUGUAAAUUAUCAUUUUUUUUUUUUUUGUUUUGUUUCUUUCAUAUUUCAGUUUUAUAGACUUUAAUCAUAGGUCCUUUAAAAUUUUAUUUUUGUUAUUUUUUGUUUAAUUAAACAAAUAAGACUGCUUUAAA